AUGGCCGCGCCGGUUUUGGUUUCGCCUAGGAAAUAUAUUGCACCACGAGGACAGAAUUGUGGCGAAUUAUUGGAAGAUGGACUGCAUUCAUCAAUAUCAAUUUGCUCGGAAGAAAAAGAAAGCUCCGGCAGUCGCUUGAGCAUACCUAAAACUGACAACGCGUCCGUGUUUGUGUCACAACACAGCAGGUGGGCCUUUCCUUCCAACUCCACAGACUUAUCAGGCGUGUGGAAGCCUCUCGUUACGGACCAAUUUAAACGGGACUACGAUGAGUAUCUUCAAAACUGCAGUCAGACCAUCUUCUUUCGGAAUUUAUUUCGCUCAACGGUUGGCCUCACGCGAGAAGAAAUUGUGCAAGAUGGGCGUAACCUCCACAUGACGAGUAGCAAUCCAAUGGGGCAAUGGAAGCGCUCACUAGUUUCCUCGGGCUGGGAAACAGAUUGUAACGGUGAAGGUGCCAGAAUGCCAGAACCUAUUUUUUCAAAGUUCAAAGACCCCGACGGCGAUGAGGUGGAAGUGGAAGCUUGGUGGGAAGACGAAGGUACCAAGCACAAGUCCAUACUUCGCGGCAAACCCCGUGUAAAGGGCGGAACUUUUGUUACGUCACGGUAUCUGGACGCUACCAAUGGCGAUAUCCUAGUCUGCGACUCAUCAUUCGAGCCGCCGCAGUCUAACGAACUGGACUUGAACGACCGGGAGAGCAAAAGCUCCCAUUUUCGCCCAGGUUUCGUUCGAUGGAAGUACAAACGCCUUGUAUAA
Molecule: messenger RNA, 759 nt
Organism: Phaeodactylum tricornutum CCAP 1055/1
Lineage: Eukaryota; Bacillariophyta; Bacillariophyceae; Surirellales; Neidiaceae
Exons: 2
Coding region: 1-759 (252 amino acids)
Source: RefSeq, a predicted model, not a curated record